AUGCAGAAGACAACCUACUACGACAACUCUUCCACGCUUUUCGGUGGCUACUCGUCCUACCAGGUGCAGGGGGCCGCGGCGGCGGCGGCGGCCGGCGGCGCCAACGGCUUCGGGGGCUAUGGCGCCCCGCUCCCCGUGUCCCACCACCAGCCUGCCUUCCAGUCGGCCCCCCACCUGGAUGUGGAGUCCUACCAGCGCUCGGCCUGCUCCCUGCAGGCGCUGGGCGCCGGCCACCAGCAGCAUCUGGCCAAGAGCAAGGAGCCCAACGGCAGCUGCAUGCAGCCCGGCCUGCCCCCCGAGCACCACCCGGCCCCCCAGGUGUCCCCCCCGCUGCCCCCAGCCCCCAGCACCGGCAGUACCGCCGCCCAGCAGCCGGGAGGCAGCAGCAGGCCCUCUGCAGCCCCCAAAGCAGACCCCAGUAAGGCCUCCACCACCUCCUCCUCUUCCUCCUCCUCCUCCUCCUCCUCCUCCCUGCCGCCCAACCCUGCGCUGGCCAAGCAGAUCUUCCCCUGGAUGAAGGAGUGUCGGCAGGCCACCAAGCAGAAAACCUGCUCCCCCAGCACCAACCCCGGCAGCACUGCCUCGGGGGGAGCUGAGAGUGGCAGCAGCGGGGAGAAGAGUCCGACCGGAGGGUCCACUGCCUCGUCCAAGCGUGCGCGCACCGCCUACACCAGCGCGCAGCUGGUGGAGCUGGAGAAGGAGUUCCACUUCAACCGCUACCUGUGCCGGCCCCGCCGCGUGGAGAUGGCCAACCUGCUCAACCUGUCCGAGCGCCAGAUCAAGAUCUGGUUCCAGAACAGGCGCAUGAAGUACAAGAAAGACCAGAAGUCCAAGGGCCUGAGCUCCAGCUCUGGGGGGCCGUCCCCGACGGGCUCCCCGCCCCUGCCCAUGCAGUCCUCUGCCAGCUUCCUGAACUCCAUGCACCCCAUGGGAGGGGCGGGGGGAGGAGGGGGCCCAGCCUAUGACACCCCCUCUCCUCCGUCCUUUGGAAAGAUCCACCAAGGAGUGUCUUACUCGAUGAGCACGGCCUAUUCCAACGUUUCCAUGAAAGGCUGCCCCCCCCAGAAAUACGGUGCCCCGGACCCAGAGUACGGCGACCCCCACCCUCACCACGGCCUGGUGCAGGCCAACAAUGCAGGUUAUGGCACUUCCACCACCAUGCAGAGCAGCCCGGUCUACGUGGGCAGCGGCAGCUAUGUGGAGCCCAUGUCCGGCUCCGGGCCCUCCAUGUACGGGCUCAACCACCUGGGCCCCGCGCCCCCCCUCCACCAGACCAUGGACUACAACGGGGCGGGGCCCAUGUCGGCCUCCAGCCAGCACCACGUCGGUGGAGGGGGCUCCCAGGUCCCCUGCGAACCCCCCCCACACCCCACCUACACCGAGCUGUCUGGAGCAGGUCUGGAGCAGGUCUGGAGCAGGCCUGGAGCAGGCCUGGAGCAGGUCUGGAGCAGGUCUGGAGCAGGUCUGGAUCAGGUCUGGAUCAGGUCUGGAGCAGGUCUGGAGCAGAGCGGCGCGGCUGAAGCCGUGAAGACGACACAAACAAGUAACACCACACGACUCACUAACAGACUAACUGGAAAGCGGGACUCCACCGCUCACGUGCGUCCACCCCAGACAGACAUGAGCCAUCCAGUGAUGCUGGUCGUUUUCUUUGCGGAGGCUAAAAAAGCCAAGAAAACGUCCCCAGUGCUGUUUGGCAGGACCGUGUCAGAAUGA
Menidia menidia (Atlantic silverside) is the source of this 1716-nucleotide messenger RNA. The record is from the annotation of a GenBank genome assembly. Lineage: Eukaryota; Metazoa; Chordata; Actinopteri; Atheriniformes; Atherinopsidae.